UCCUAUAUAAAGCUUGAAUGGUGAAGAUGUUCCCAGCAAUUCACUCUCACCUUUCUCACUAGCGCGUGCACAUAAGUUGUUCGGAUUCUCGCGAGAAGAGGAGGUGCAUGUAGUCUAAAGAAGCUGCGCUUCACUCAAUAAUCACCUUCAAUUCACAAGUCCACAAUGAAAUUUAUUGUGGGGAUUCUAAUUGUGAUAUUUAGUUUAACAGCUGCUACAAACAAUAAUCAUGGCUUGUUCACUAGCUCAAAUGAAGUUCAAUCUAGAAAUAUACGAGCUACUUCAGAUUCAGCGGCUGAUAUAAUGGCAAGAAAUAUUUUGGAGUGGAUUCAAAAUAUAUACCAGACGCAAAGUGUUAGAAAAGCGCGUCAACAGUCAGAUAAUGCCUAUUUACCACCUUAUAGUACGCAAAGGCCGCCGGAAAAGCCGCGACCUUUUCAACCUGCGACGUCGCAAGAACCACCGUACUCAGCCGGUGGCCAAUACACGCCAUCAAACAAUGGAUACUCUUCCUCCCCAGUUUCCACUUCAAGGCCUUCGUACACGCCGAAUGUGCAAACUAGCUUCUCUUCAACUAAUGGCUAUCCGUACACUCCACGUCCAUCACCGCCAUUCUCAGACUCAAACGGAUAUCCGGCAACAUCCACAACUUAUCUUCCACCAGCAAAUGGAGGAUAUCCAUCGGGAGAGCCAAGGCCAAUGCCUGGUUUCCCAUCGCCACAACCCGGUCGGCCUGGACCAGGACCCAGACCACAACCAGGACCUGAUCCAGGACCAGAACCACAGCCUGGACCUGGUCCAGCACCAGGACCGCAACCAGGGCCGGGACCCAGACCUCAACCAGGACCUGGUCCAGCACCAGGGCCUGAACCCAGACCUCAACCAGGACCUGGUCCAGCACCAGGGCCUGGACCUAGACCACAACCUGGACCAGCACCUGGACCAGGGCCGGAACCCAGACCGCAACCAGGACCUGGUCCAGCACCAGGACCUAGACCUCAACCAGGACCUGGUCCAGGACCUAGACCACAACCUGGACCUGGUCCAGCACCAGGACCGGGACCUGAACCUCAACCAGGACCAAGGCCUCAACCUGGACCAGGACCUGCUCCCAGACCGGGACCUGGUAUUGACAUUUCUCCAGGAGGAGGUAAUACAGGACCAGGUGUCCCACCAGAUGAUGAUUUAAAUCAUCCACCACACAUUCAUGCUCUUGAUGUCCAAUGCAGCAAAAGUAUGAUGACUAUAAAUAUUGAAUUCAAUCGAGCUUACGAUGGAAUAAUUUAUUCAAAGGGAUUUUACAUGAUGCCCAAUUGUCGAUACGUGGAAGCAAAUUCCAAAAAUACAAAAUAUUCCUUCACGGUAAAUCUUGAUUCUUGUGGAACGCAGUUUAUUAAUGACUUUGAAGGGGAAGCUGGUCAGGCUUAUUUAGAAAAUGUCCUUGUAUUACAGAACGAGGCGGGAAUUCAAGAAGUAUGGGACACAGUUCGAAGAGUCCGUUGUUUAUGGGAAGGAAAUAUCAAUAAAGCUCUCACUGUGAGUCUCUCAGUUGAUAUGUUGAAUCAAGAAAUUGUAACAUUCAGUGGCGACACUGCUUCAGCCAAAUUGGAUAUUCAAAUUGGAAAAGGUCCAUUUGCUCCGGCUGCAAAUGGUCUUGUGAAAAUUGGAGAAGUCAUGACUUUAGUUAUUUCUGUUGAAGGUGAUCCCGAUUUCGACCUACAGGUACGAGAUUGUGUGGCGCGCGACGAUACAUCUACAAAUCUUGUUCAACUUACGGAUGAAAGGGGUUGUAUUUUGAAACCGAAAAUCUUUGGAGCUUUUCAAAAGACAAAAGAUACAGGAAAUACGGGAGCAUCUAUAAUUGCCUAUGCAUUUUUCCAAGCUUUCAAAUUUCCAGAUGUAAUGGAUCUAUUCAUCGAAUGUAACGUUGAACUUUGUAAAACUAACUGUGACGCAUGUCCGGAACCAAAUCAGCAAAUUGAUCCCGGAAGACGUCGUCGUUCCAUUACUUCUCCACUAAACUCAACAAUAAGUCUGGCACCAAGUGGCGUGAGAGUCGGUCGUGGAUUCAGAGUUGUCAUGCCAGAAGAUUUAAGUCCAAUGGCAAAUCAAGCAUUAGAGAAUGUCGAUGAAGAAAUAGUGCAGGAAAUUGCUUCGUCUAAUAAUGUUUGUUUAAGUAAUAGUGGAUUUUACGUUGCAUUUUCAAUGAUGUUUACCGCCGUAGUUUCCAGCACAAUAAGUGCUGUCAUUUUGUACUCAAAGUUACAAAAUGUUUACAAAACAAAAGCAUAUUCAAUGGGAUCUUAAGACUUCAAACUGAGAGCAAAAGAUUUUAAAAGCGAAUUCCUUUUAAUAAACUGACGUUUAUUUAUCAAAGAAAUAUAUUUUUCAAUUCUGUGUUCUGAGGAGAAUAAAAAAAGUAGUUUGUUAUAUAUACAUAUAUAUAGCAUAUUUAUAAUGAAAAAGUUUGUCUGGAAUUAAAUAGUGAAGUUAAAUUAGCAAAUAGCUUCAUUUUGUUUGUGUAACAUCAAUAAAGUGUUGUUGCCCAAUUAAAAAAAAAGUCAAUUAAGACUUUGCGAGCAAGUAUACACGAUCUAAAUGCUUGAUUAGAGGACUCACUGCCAUAAUUUUGUAUAUGAGCCGAUCAAUUUAUAAAUCGAUGAGUUUAAAUAACAAACUGAAUUCUUUUGUUUAGAAUAAUUAUUACUUCUUCGCAGAAGCUGUAAAAAAUAUGUCAAUUUCAAUUUAGCGAUUAAACUUAUUUAUAAAGAUUUUAGUGCUUUUCCCUUAGUAUUUUAACAAUUUUUACAACAGUAUUUUUGCCUGUAAGUAUCUGUGUUACAGAUUCAAGUCCCAACUUUUAAUAAAAUAUGUUUAAAGGAAUAAAAUUUCUGUACAAUUUGUA
This is a messenger RNA of Leptopilina boulardi, 2905 nucleotides long. RefSeq lists its product as uncharacterized. The record is from RefSeq and is a predicted model, not a curated record. Lineage: Eukaryota; Metazoa; Arthropoda; Insecta; Hymenoptera; Figitidae. Bases 166 to 2307 code for a protein of 713 amino acids. The transcript is spliced from 9 exons.